Messenger RNA from Morus notabilis, 2974 nucleotides. Its product is annotated as pre-mRNA-splicing factor ATP-dependent RNA helicase DEAH10. Bases 286 to 2439 code for a protein of 717 amino acids. The transcript has 14 exons. Gene Ontology annotation, biological process: positive regulation of transcription by RNA polymerase I. The record is from RefSeq and is a predicted model, not a curated record. Gene Ontology annotation, molecular function: RNA binding; ATP binding; ATP hydrolysis activity. Gene Ontology annotation, cellular component: nucleolus; intracellular anatomical structure. Lineage: Eukaryota; Viridiplantae; Streptophyta; Magnoliopsida; Rosales; Moraceae.
AUGAGAAUAAUCAAAAUAAAUAAAUGAAAAAAGAGAAAUUUGUCGCCUGUGGCUGUGUAAAUGCGUCUGCCGCCUAGCAAAGGCAAAGUCACGAAGUCGAAAACUCGUCCCCGCCAUAGCUGUGCUUCACCGUCUUAACCCCACCGCCGUCGUCUUUCUCUGAAGCUUGUUCAGAGUCAGUAUCAGAUUCCGAUACCACAUAACCUUGCUGCUCACUUUCUCCAAUUGGAGUACAACUGCAAAAACUGCCGAAUACAUUGAGGGUUUCAGUUUAAUUGGGCUUCAAUGGCUCAAGGAGGUCUCAGCAAGGCCACAGAGAGUAGGCCUAAUGGGAAGUUCUCCUCCGACAAUCGCAAAGUCGACGUCUUUGCUAGGAAACAAAAGAUUGCGCAGCACAAAAAGUCUCUUCCAAUUGCUUCCGUCGAGAAGCGACUUGUCGAGGAGGUUCGGAAGAAUGCUAUUUUGAUCAUUGUUGGUGAAACUGGAAGCGGAAAAACGACGCAGUUACCUCAGUUUCUGUUCAAUGCUGGAUUUUGUCGAGAUGGGAAACUUGUUGGGAUAACGCAACCUAGGCGUGUUGCUGCUGUCACCGUUGCCAAACGUGUGGCCGAGGAAUGUGGUGUGGAGUUGGGUCAAAGGGUUGGCUACUCCAUCAGAUUUGACGAUAUGACUACUGGCUCAACAAGGAUCAAGUACAUGACAGAUGGGCUGCUACUGAGGGAAGCCUUGUUAGAUCCAUAUCUCUCUAGGUAUUCAGUUAUCAUUGUGGAUGAAGCUCAUGAGAGAACAGUCCACACUGAUGUGUUAUUGGGCCUACUGAAAAAUGUUCAAAUUGCACGGUCAAAAUCUAUCAAUGACCACCUGAAUAUUGAAAAUAAGAAGACCGAGAAUGACAUGCUAUUGGAGAAAGAAACUGGCGCUGAAUACACAAGUUUUCUCAAGCAAUGCCAAGGGAGGAAAUUUCCUCCAUUGAAUUUGAUCAUAAUGUCUGCUAGUUUGGAUGCACGUGUCUUCUCUGAUUACUUUGGUGGUGCAAGAGCUGUUCAUGUCCAAGGGCGACAGUUUCCUGUGGAUAUACUUUAUACUCAUCAUCCCGAGCCAGAUUAUUUAGAUGCCACUUUAAUUACUGUAUUCCAGAUUCAUCUGGAGGAGGGCCCUGGUGACGUCCUUGUAUUUUUGACGGGACAGGAAGAGAUUGAAUCUGUUGAAAGACUUAUCAAAGAGCGACUUCAACAGUUACCUGAAAACAACAGAAAGCUAGUAGCGGUUCCUAUAUUUUCAUCCCUUCCAUCAGAACAGCAGAUGCGAGUUUUUGCACCAGCGCCAGCUGGGUAUCGAAAGGUGAUAUUGGCAACGAAUAUUGCUGAGACAUCAGUGACGAUUCCUGGGAUCAAGUACGUUGUAGAUCCAGGGUUUGUAAAGGCACGCUCAUAUGAUCCAAAGAAUGGGUUGGAAUCACUGAUUGUUGUUCCAAUUUCAAAGGCACAGGCUCUUCAAAGAAGUGGGCGUGCAGGACGACAAGGGCCUGGAAAGUGCUUCCGGCUCUACCCAGAGAGUGAAUUUGAGAAACUUGAGGACUCAACAAAGCCAGAGAUUAAGCGCUGCAAUCUUUCUAAUGUGAUUUUGCAACUAAAGGCUCUAGGUGUUGAUGACAUUAUUGGAUUCGACUUCAUAGAAAAACCUUCAAGGUCAGCUAUUGUCAAAUCAUUGGAGCAGUUGUUUUUGCUAGGUGCCCUAACAGAUGAAUGUAAACUCUCAGAUCCAGUUGGUCAUCAAAUGGCACGGCUUCCUUUAGACCCUAUUUAUUCCAAGGCUCUUAUUCUAGCUAGUGAGUCCAAGUGCUUGGAAGAAAUGUUGAUUACUGUGGCAAUGCUUUCAGUGGAAUCUAUAUUUUAUGCUCCUCGUGAGAAGUUAGAUGAGGCAAGAACCGCGAUGAAAUGCUUUUCAAGUCCAGAGGGAGAUCAUCUCACCCUGAUUAAUGUAUAUCGAGCAUCUAAUGAGUUUUUGGAAAAGAGAAAUUUGAGUCUUGGCAAAGAAAAAGUUGACAAGGGGCUCAGAAAAUGGUGCAAGGAAAAUUUUAUCAAUAGUCGCUCCCUGAGGCACGCUCGCGAUAUUCACAGCCAAAUUCAAGGACAUGUUUUACAAAUGGGUCUUCAUGUUUCCUCAUGUGGAGAUGACAUGCUUCAGUUUCGCAGAUGUCUUGCUGCUUCGUUUUUCCUGAAUGCUGCUUUAAAGCAGCCUGAGGGGACAUACAGGGCUUUGGCAAGUGGUCAGGUAGUGCAGAUCCACCCCUCUUCUGUGCUAUUUCGGGCAAAACCUGAUUGCAUAAUUUACAACGAACUAGUCCAAACUAAUCACAAGUACAUACGCAACGUAACGAGAAUCGAUUACUUGUGGUUAACUGAGCUGGCUCCUCAAUUUUAUACCAUGCACAGUUGAGCUUCUGUGACGACAAUACUAACAGAAGUGGGAACUAUUGGGAUUUUGCAGAGCUUCCCAAUUGGUGAAUCUUGUUCCGCCAUUUGCUGUAUACAGAGGGAGAUGAAUUUUCUGAAAGAAGUAGUGGCGCGUGUCUUGUUGCGACAUUACAUCAAACAAUGAGAUGAAACGGAAAGGUGUCGUUUUAUCCCACAAGAACAAGUUUGGGACCAAAGCUGUUGGAAUCCUUGUUGAAACUCCUAUAAAUUUAGUUGCCUUCAGACAGCCUACAAGUUUGAGCUGAAGAAUGCAGCUUAAUUUGGCGGACAGGUCAAAUUCGACUUUGCAUUAACUGAGAGUUGGUUUUCUUAGGAAUAUAUAAUGUUGGGGCUUGGCGUUAUGCCGUGAUGUAUCUUAUUAUGGAGCCGAAACUGUAAAGCCAUGUUCUGUCCUGAUUUCUCGGACGAAAUUGAAGCCAGCAAUCCAUACAUGCUUGACUGGAAGAAAAUGCAAAACUUGUCAAGCAAUCUGAUUAGUUCCCUUUGAAUUUUUCAAA